CUCUCUCUAUAUAUAUAACGUAUCCAAACCAAAACCCUAAAACCAUUUUAUCAACAAGCCGCACUGUCCGUCUGCACUGCAACCAGAGAGGGCAUCUCCCUCAUAGGAUGUCUAGUUUCACUCUCUUUCACAAAGAUUGAUUUUGGGUAUCUAUGUAUGUAUAUAUUCAUGUUCAUAUACAUAUAUAGAGAGUAAGAUAUUGAACAACCAAAGGUGGAUUCAUUGUGGCGUCGUCGCUAACGAAGAGACGAGUACUACAGCAGUUUGAGAUUAUUCCGAGAGACAUCCUCCUUUUCAGAUCACAACACCCCAACUAUCGUCAUCUGAGAUUGUGUCAAUUUGCUACCGAGGAUAUGGCAUUAAGCACCGAGAGUGGGAAGAGCUUUGCUAGGAGAGAUCUACUUUUGGACAUCGAGGCCCGGGUUAAAAAAUGGUGGGAAGAGAGAGAUGUCUUCAGGGCUGAAUCUCGAGAAGCACCUCCUAAACCGGGAGAGAAGUUCUUUGGAAACUUCCCUUUUCCUUACAUGAAUGGUUACCUUCACCUUGGCCAUGCAUUCUCACUAUCCAAACUUGAAUUUGGUGCAGCUUAUCACAGAUUAAGGGGUGCCAAUGUGCUUUUGCCUUUUGGUUUCCACUGUACCGGAAUGCCCAUCAAGGCCUCAGCUGAUAAACUUAAAAGAGAAAGCCAAAAGUUUGGCAAUCCACCCAUUUUUCCUUCCAUGGAAGAGCUGCAAAUUAAUGAUUCGGUACCAGAAUCAGUUGAAGCAGGUGGAGGAAGCCAGGUAAUACCUGGAAAUUUUAAAGGGAAAAAGUCUAAAGCUGUAUCAAAAUCUGGUGGCGAUAAGUACCAGUGGGAGAUUAUGCGGAGUUAUGGCCUCUCCGAUGAUGAGAUUGCAAAGUUCCAGGACCCAUAUUGCUGGCUGACAUAUUUUCCCCCUUUGGCCGUUGAAGACCUUAAGGCAUUUGGCUUAGGCUGUGAUUGGAGACGUUCCUUCGUCACUACUGACAUGAAUCCAUUUUUUGACUCAUUCGUUAAGUGGCAAAUGAGAAAAUUGAAAGCAAUGGGAAAAAUUGUCAAGGACUUGAGGUACACUAUAUACUCACCCUUAGAUGGCCAGCCAUGUGCUGAUCAUGAUCGGGCUUCAGGCGAAGGUGUCAACCCUCAAGAGUACACACUGAUAAAAAUGGAGCUCGUCCCACCUUUUCCCCCAAAGUUUCAAGAUCUGGAAGGCAAAAAAGUGUAUCUUGCAGCUGCGACUUUACGACCGGAAACGAUGUUUGGGCAAACCAAUGCGUGGGUGUUGCCUGACGGGAAAUAUAAAGCAUUUGAAAUAAAUGAAACAGACGUAUUUAUCUUGACGGAGAGGGCAGCGCUUAAUCUUGCAUAUCAGAAGCUGUCCAGAGUCCCAGAGAAGCCAACUUGUUUGGCUGAGCUGACUGGCCACGAUCUCAUUGGUUUACCUUUGAAAUCUCCUUUAGCAUUCAAUGAGAUUAUAUACGCUCUACCUAUGCUGUCAGUUCUCACUGAUAAGGGUACUGGGAUUGUGACUAGUGUUCCCAGUGAUUCCCCUGAUGAUUUCAUGGCCCUUCAUGAUUUGAAAUCAAAACCAGCUUUCAGGGCCAAGUUUGGUAUAAAGGAUGAGUGGGUCUUGCCGUUUGAGAUCAUACCAAUCAUCAACACUCCAGAGUAUGGAGAUAAGGCAGCUGAGAAAAUUUGCACAGAAAUGAAGAUUAAGAGCCAGAAUGAAAGAGAGAAGCUUGAGGAAGCUAAGAAAAUAGUCUACAAGGGAGGGUUCUAUGAGGGAGUUAUGCUUGUUGGAGAAUAUGCAGGAAUGAAAGUCCAGGAAGCCAAGAAUUUAAUCAAGACCAAGCUUCUUGAUCUUGGUCAAGCUGUUAUAUAUAGUGAGCCUGAGAAGAAGGUCAUGUCGAGAUCAGGAGAUGAAUGUGUGGUGGCUCUGACUGAUCAGUGGUACAUCACUUAUGGGGAACCAAGUUGGAAGAAGGAUGCAGAGGAGUGCUUGGCCAGCAUGAAUCUGUACUGUGAUGAGACACGGCAUGGAUUUGAGCACACACUCGGCUGGUUAAAUCAGUGGGCUUGUUCUCGUAAUUUUGGACUUGGGACCCGCAUUCCUUGGGACGAGCAGUUCCUUGUGGAGUCUUUAUCUGAUUCAACUCUUUACAUGGCAUAUUAUACUGUCUCUCAUCUGUUGCAGAGAGGUGAUAUGUAUGGCUCUGAUACUUCUUCGGUAAAACCAGAGCAACUUACAGACGAGGUUUGGGACUUCUUGUUCUGUGGUGGACCAUACCCCAAUUCAUCGGAUAUAUCUUCUUCCCUUCUUAAUAAGAUGAAGCAGGAGUUUGAAUAUUGGUAUCCAUUUGACCUCCGAACUUCCGGGAAGGAUCUUAUUCAGAAUCAUCUCACUUUCUGCAUUUAUAACCAUACUGCACUUCUACCCAAGCGCCACUGGCCUAGAGGGUUCAGAUGCAAUGGGCACACUAUGCUGAAUUCCGAGAAGAUGUCCAAGUCCACGGGGAAUUUCAGGACAGUACGCCAAGCUAUUGAGGAGUUCUCUGCUGAUGCCACAAGGUUCUCCCUUGCUGAUGCAGGGGAUGGAAUGGAUGAUGCAAACUUUGUAUUUGAUACGGCUAAUGCUGCAAUCUUACGUCUUACAAAAGAGAUAUCAUGGAUGCAGGAGGUUCUUGCUGCUGAGUCAUCUUUAAGAAAUGGUCCUCCUUCUACCUAUGCAGACCGUGUAUUUGCUAAUGAGAUGGAUAUUGCAGUUAAAAUGACGGAUAAGAACUACAAUGAGUUCAUGUUUCGGGAAGCUCUCAAAACUGGGUUCUAUGAUCUUCAGGCCGCUCGGGAUGAGUAUAGGUUUUCUUGUGGCUCAGGGGGCAUGAAUCGUCAACUACUGUGGCGGUUUAUGGAUGUUCAGACAAGGCUUAUAACUCCAAUUUGCCCUCAUUAUGCUGAAUAUGUUUGGAGGGAGCUUUUGAAGAAGGAUGGGUUUGUCAUCAAAGCAGGCUGGCCUGAAGCUGAUUUACCUGAUCUUACUCUUAAAAGAGCGAACAAAUAUGUGCAAGACUCGAUUGUCUCGAUGAGAAAGUUGCUUCAGAAACAAGUUUCUGGUUCAAAGAAAGGUAACGUAAAUGCAUCAAGUAAUCAAAACAAACCAACGAUUGGCCUAAUAUUUGUGAGUGAGCAAUAUGAUGGAUGGAAAAAAGAAUGCUUGAACAUACUCCUUAGUAAGUUUGACCCCACAACUUCUAGUUUCGCACCGGACAAGGAGAUCCUUGAAGGGUUGCAGCAAAGUGCAAUCGGGCAGGAAGGCAAUUUCAAGCAGGUCCAAAAGCUUUGUAUGCCUUUCUUGAGGUUUAAGAAGGACGAGGUUCUUGCUGUUGGAGUUCAGGCAUUGGAUCUGAAGCUACCCUUUGGCGAGAUUGCCGUCCUCCAGGAAAAUUUGGAGUUGAUCAAGCGGCAGCUAGGUCUUGAACGGAUCGAAAUUUUGUCUGCAACAGAUCCUGAAGCAGUUCAUAGAGCUGGGCCCCAUGUGUCACUGCUAAGGCAAAAUCCACCAUCCCCAGGAAAUCCUACUGCCAUCUUCUUGAGUGAAUAGAACUUAAUUUAAGCAGAGCUCCUGUUUUGCUCCGUCGUGCUGAUGAACUUAACUUUGAUCGGAUUGUUGCAUCCCGGAUGUAUGGAAAUGUGACCUGGUGAAGAAAUGAUGAUAUCCGGUGAAAGGAACUGUGACCUGGUGAAGAAAUGAUGAUAUCCGGUGAAAGGAACAUGUCCUUUUAAAGAGAGAUGUGACCCUGAUUCUGCCUACUUCAUUUGCAACUGAUGAUUAGUUUCUGCAUUUUUGAUGACGUCUUUUAGAUAAUAAUGUUUUUUUUGUCUUAACACUUCUUGUUUAAUGUUCGAGGCAAAAUACUGUAGAUUGUUAUAGGUAUAGCAUUGCCCUUCAUCUUCAACUUAGAGUUCCAUACUCUCAAUAUCGAGAGUAACCCUGCAAAUGCCUCUGAUUUGCCAACUCGAAGAAGAAGAACCCUUUCUAUCUGCAGUUGAUUUUGUUAGAUGAAGCGUGAUAUAGUGUCAUUUAACUUUGGUGACUUUGCUGUUUGAUCCUUGAAAAAUCCUCAUUAUUGCUUUGAAUUUCUUCUA
Molecule: messenger RNA, 4162 nt
Organism: Cornus florida
Lineage: Eukaryota; Viridiplantae; Streptophyta; Magnoliopsida; Cornales; Cornaceae
Product: leucine--tRNA ligase, cytoplasmic-like
Exons: 3
Coding region: 354-3617 (1087 amino acids)
Biological process (GO): leucyl-tRNA aminoacylation
Molecular function (GO): aminoacyl-tRNA deacylase activity; ATP binding; leucine-tRNA ligase activity
Source: RefSeq, a predicted model, not a curated record